ACUGCAGACACAGUACAGGGGAUGACCAGAGACUGCAGACACAGUACAGGGGAUGCAGAGACUGCAGACACAGACAGGGAAUGACCAGAGACUGCGGACAUAGACAGGGGAUGACCAGAGACUGCGGACAUAGUACAUUGGGGGAUGACCAGAGACUGCGGACACAGUGCAGGGGAAUGACCAGAGACUGCGGACACAGUGCAGGGAAUGACCAGAGACUGCGGCGGACACAGUACAGGGAGAUGACCAGAGACUGACACAGUACAGGGGAUGCCAGAGACUGGGACAGACAGGAGAUGACCAGAGACUGCAGACAACAGUACAGGAAAUGACCAGAGACUGCAGACAGUGCAGGGAAUGACCAGAGACUGCAGACAGUGAAGGGAAUGACCA
Staurois parvus is the source of this 393-nucleotide messenger RNA. The record is from the annotation of a GenBank genome assembly. NCBI's taxonomy places the organism in Eukaryota, Metazoa, Chordata, Amphibia, Anura, Ranidae.